This is a messenger RNA of Schistocerca americana (American grasshopper), 1257 nucleotides long. RefSeq lists its product as uncharacterized. The transcript is spliced from 4 exons. Gene Ontology annotation, cellular component: plasma membrane. Gene Ontology annotation, biological process: sensory perception of smell; detection of chemical stimulus involved in sensory perception of smell. Gene Ontology annotation, molecular function: odorant binding; olfactory receptor activity. Bases 1 to 1257 code for a protein of 418 amino acids. NCBI's taxonomy places the organism in Eukaryota, Metazoa, Arthropoda, Insecta, Orthoptera, Acrididae. The record is from RefSeq and is a predicted model, not a curated record.
AUGGCCUUCUCCUGGUCAACUAGUGGCCAUUCCGUCCUCAAGCUGAACAUCCGUCAACUGUGCCUGUUCGGGAUGUGGCCACUGUGUGAUUCACCGCUGUAUAACUUCUACAGCGCCCUCGUAUUGACGCUGGGCGUUUGGAACUGCAUGGAAGGCGCUCUGGCCAUCGGCUACAGCGGAGCUGAUCUUGAAGAAACGACGUUGGUCUUGGCCAACUCGUUCACGACCUGCAGCGGACUCGUCAAGGGCAUACUGUUUGUGUGGUACAGGCCACAGUAUUACGCCAUGGCGCAGCGUCUGACCGCGCUGGUGUGGGCACAGAGUGAGGCCUGCACCAGGGACACCAACCUGGCAAACAUCCUCCAGAAUUCGCGCAGACGUGCUGCCCACAUUUCGCUGGCCAUGUUCCUGUUCCUCUUUCUGCAGGCAGUCGUGUGGUUCCCAAUGCCGUUGAUCGCGCACCCAGGCGAACGUCGCCUUCCGCUCGUCCAGCACUACUGGGCCGGCAACAAUAGCUACUACGCGCUGUCGUACAUCGUGCAGUGUUGCUCAGCAAACUACCUGGCCAACGUGAGCUUCGGCAUGGACUGUCUUCUAGUAACUAUAAUGAUUUUGGUGGCCGCGCAGCUGAAGGUCCUCACUAUCCGUGUAGCAGCCCUGAGAAUGGAACAGGCCGACACGGAACUGGGAGUCAAACAGCGUUUGGAGGGUCCACCUGCUGUGUAUCAGGACAGGCUGUACAAAGAUUUGUGCCUCUGUAUUGAAAACCAUCAGCAAAUUCUUCGGUACGCACAAGCGGUGUCGACGGCGGCGUACAGCUGCUCCUGGGUGGAGUCGAGCGCGGCCUUCAAGCGCGCCCUCCGCCUACUGCUGUGCCGCGCCCAGAAGCGCCUCGUCCUCACUGCCGGCUACUGCUACCCCAUCGACAGGGCCGCCUUCCUCUCGGUCAGCCCUUUGGGUCCAAACAGUAUUCUGAUGGAGUAUGAUCAGGUGAUCUCAGUAGCUAAGAAACGACUCAAGGCGCCGGAUGCAAAGCCCAAGAUAUAUUCCACAUUUGGCGGCCGACUGGCGCCGUGCGCUGCUAGGGCAGCAGUGUGGCAGGGCAGCCAACAGACUCAAUCAGUGCUCAGUGCUGAGACUGUACAACUGCGAUUGAUGGCAGCUCGCACAAAAAAGAUGUUCUUGUACUUCCGCAUGAACCAGCGCCGCUGCGGCGGGCUAGCCGUUAAUCCUGUGGCGUCUAGAGACGUGCGCUGA